This is a messenger RNA of Malassezia japonica, 903 nucleotides long. RefSeq lists its product as uncharacterized. NCBI's taxonomy places the organism in Eukaryota, Fungi, Basidiomycota, Malasseziomycetes, Malasseziales, Malasseziaceae. Gene Ontology annotation, cellular component: plasma membrane. The coding region runs from base 1 to 903 and encodes 300 amino acids. Gene Ontology annotation, molecular function: water channel activity; glycerol channel activity. The record is from RefSeq and is a predicted model, not a curated record. The transcript is spliced from 3 exons. Gene Ontology annotation, biological process: glycerol transmembrane transport; water transport.
AUGCCGAGCCAAUUCCCUAACCGCUGGGCGAAGAUCCGCAAUGAGUGGCGCGACGAGUUUGCCGAAUUCUGGGGCUCAUUUAUGAUCAUUUUGUUCGGCGCCGGCGUCGAGUGCCAGGUGCGGCUGCAUUACAUGGUGAACGAAAUCGACGAGGCGUUCGGGUCCUACCUCUCGUGCCGCAUCGCAUGGGCGGCAGGCGUCGCGCUGGGUGCGUGGGUCGCCGGUGGUAUCUCGGGCGCUCACCUGAACCCCGCCGUAACGGUCGCGCUGGCCGCCUGGCGCCGCUUUCCCCGCCACAAGAUUGCGAGCUACAUUGCCGCACAGGUGCUGGGCUGCACGUUUGGUGCCUUCGUCGUCUACUACCUGUACCACGAUAGCAUUGCGCUGUUUGAAGACGGCACAAGGCACUCGGUGCUUGGUCCGCACGCCACAGCGGGUCUGUUCUUUACGUUCCCCAGUCCGCUGAUCUCGCUCGUGACCGCAUACUUGACCGAGAUCAUCGCCACCGCUACGCUCCUUUUCCUCGUGAUGGCGUUUGGCGACAAGGGCAACUGGGCCCUGUCGCAGGGCUCGCUCCCGAUCGGCUUGUUCCUUGCCGUGCUAGCGAUCGGCUCGGCGCUCGGUUUCAACACGGGCUAUGCGCUGAACCCGGCCCGCGACCUGGGCCCGCGCAUCGCGCUCACAUUCCUUGGCUACGGUUCAGAGAUUUGGACGCACGACUACGCGUACUGGUUCUUUGGCCCUGGCGUCGCACCGAUUGCGGGCGGUGUCCUGGGCGUCUUUCUCUACGACGCUUUUUUGUACACGGGCGAGGAAUCCCUCGUGAAUGCUAGUGCGGAGCCGUACAUUGCGCUGCCCACCGACGAGGCCCAGGCGCCCGGUCAUCCGUCCGACCGCGCCUAA